This is a messenger RNA of Chrysemys picta bellii (western painted turtle), 527 nucleotides long. The record is from RefSeq and is a predicted model, not a curated record. Lineage: Eukaryota; Metazoa; Chordata; Testudines; Emydidae.
GUUCCCCCCAUGGCAGGUCCCGGCCUGUGCUCAAAGUCAAGAUCUCCAUCAGCUUCCAGCCCCCCACGAUCCCCACCUCGGCCUUCGACUGCCAGGAGCAGGAGCAGCUUAACACGGAGGCCAGCAGGGCAGAGGUCUGCUUCACCAUCACUAAGAGCACCAUGGACAGCCUAGGCAACAGGAUCUCCAGCACCAUCCAGUACAGCCUGGCCCUGGACCCCGGGCGGACGAAGAUCCGAGCUGCCUUCGACGCCACCGGCCCCGUCCUGAGCAGGGAGCUGCGGCUCCGCAUUGAGAAGAAAUGUGAGACGUAUCGGAUAACGUUACCUCUCUGCCCGGAGGACACUGUGACCCCCAUCACCUUGCGCCUCAACUACAGCCUGACAGGGGAGCCCAUCUCUACUGCUAGCAACCUCAAACCCAUCCUGAGCGAGGAGUCUGCGCCGGUGUCUACAGGCUCGGUAAGGUGCCAGAGCCAGGCCCUGAGGUGGUUCUGCUGCAGGGAUCGAACCAGUGACCGUUUGAAA